GGUCCCUCGGUGACUGCCGAACCGGCGGUGGUUCCUGCGGUCCGGUCGUGUGGUUCGUCACUGACCGGUGUGCUAAACUCCGAUGCGGAGUGAUGUCAGCCCGUCGCACGUCCCUUCCAUCUUCAUCCACCUUCCGACUUCCCCAGCACAUCUCGAACCAUCACCCCAACUUCACGUCAACUCUUUGGAGUCGUCAGAAAUCGUCCUGAAGCCUCACACGACAACAUCACAAAGUUUGAAGCAGAAGCAUCUUGGAAACGUCAACAACAUGUCCCUCAGAACUCUCGGCGCAAAGGCGGCCGCGGCCUUGGACAAGGACCUCAUGAGUACUGGUGCCUUCUCAAUCGACCAGCUCAUGGAGCUUGCCGGAUUAUCCGUGUCACAAGCAAUUUACCGCGUUCACCCUCCCAGUCGGGGUCUAAACAUUCUCGUUGCAUGCGGCCCCGGUAACAACGGUGGCGAUGGCCUAGUGGCUGCCCGACACCUCCGUCACUAUGGCUACAAGCCAACUAUCUACUAUCCCAAGCGGAGCAAGAAUGAUUUGUAUCAGCGGUUGGCGCAGCAGUUGGUGGAUCUGGACGUUCCGUUCGUCGACGAUUUCCUCACGGCGGCGAAAUCUACUGAUCAUAUCGUUGACGCUAUCUUCGGGUUCAGCUUUUCUGGAGAAGUCCGGGAGCCUUUCCCCGCGGUGAUCAAGGCGCUCGAGGAGACAAAGCUGCCGGUCACUUCGGUUGACGCCCCAUCAUCGUGGGAUAUCGAAAAUGGCCCGCCUUCGUCCGGCCCCGGGAGCUCGUUCCAACCUGAGGUCCUUGUCAGCCUGACAGCACCAAAGCCACUGGUGAAGCAUUUCAAAGGACGGCACUUCAUCGGCGGAAGAUUCGUAUCGCCGGGCAUUGCUGAAAAAUACAAUUUGGAAAUUCCGCAGUACGAAGGCAUCGACCAGGUGGUGGAAGUUGAUAAUAACGGCCAGAAGCUGUAAAAUCCGUUAGUCGACUGAAUUUACCAAAUUUUACUGUGUAUUAGCCAAGGGCACUUACAGUCGGCUCUUGCUUUCUCUUUUUUUUCCUUUCCGAAGUUUCUCCCUAAAUGACCAAGCAGCCCCCCACGCGGCUAUUUGGACAAACAGGACUCGGACAUCGCCCGUCGAGCAUCUGCAUUGGGUGUACUACAACACCAAAUGGACACUCCAACAAAGGAGGAUGGUAUGCUUGACAAAAGGCGACAUAGACUAAGAAGAGUCUCCGACAGACUGGGCAAACAGAUUUGUGCUCAACACACAUGAAAGCCGAGUGAAACGGACGUUGAGCCUCUCGGACAGCGUGUGACGAGUGAUUCGGAGGGCGUUGUUUUGGAAAAGGGCAACAUGAGAGUAUUAUCCCGGAUUAAAAUGACUGACAGAGAGAAUAAUAGGCGAGGUGACCACAGAGGCAGUUGGAGAGCGUGCCAAACCGGUGGCCUUGGUGUGGCUGAUAUAAACAACAGCUGUGGCUGCCCCGCGACCUUGGUUCGGGUCAUCCAAUGGAGAGCAAAGUUUUGAAGGAAUUGCCACACGAUGGGUUCCACCAGGACCCCUUGCUGGGCCGGAGCGUUUUCGACGACGACGGACGUUGCGGACGGAGGAUAUCGAAGGCUUCUCUUCUGGUUGGUCAGUGCGGGCAGGGUCUUUGAACCGGGGCGGGAGAGGCGAGCCAGUACCGGAUAGUGUACGCAACGGACUCGACGGGAAGAAGAGUCUAGGUGGUGUAGGAUGUACGUUGUACCUGGGGGUGGAAGGGCGGGAAGAAGGCAACGUACGAGGGGCGAGUGAACUUGUGAAGGGAAAAGUGGAAGGGGAAGAAAGGUUGAGAUGAGAAGGGCAGGGCAAUGUUGGCGGCGGCGGAAUGGAGCGGAUAAGGCGAUGACAGUGAAGCACAGUUCUAGUCAUACUGGACAAAAUUGAUUUGUCUGGUUGGGCAUAUAUUUUGGUGCGUUUCCAUAUCCCGUUCUUUUUUCCACGGUAUUCUCCCCCUCUUGCUUGAGGUACUCUGUACUCUGUACAGUACACAUUGCCUGCCAUAGGUAAACCUUUUUUCUCAC
Messenger RNA from Colletotrichum scovillei, 2076 nucleotides. Its product is annotated as YjeF. The transcript has 7 exons. Gene Ontology annotation, molecular function: NAD(P)HX epimerase activity. Lineage: Eukaryota; Fungi; Ascomycota; Sordariomycetes; Glomerellales; Glomerellaceae. Gene Ontology annotation, cellular component: mitochondrion. The coding region runs from base 83 to 979 and encodes 298 amino acids. The record is from RefSeq and is a predicted model, not a curated record.